Messenger RNA from Doryrhamphus excisus (bluestripe pipefish), 6848 nucleotides. Its product is annotated as dihydropyridine-sensitive L-type skeletal muscle calcium channel subunit alpha-1-like. Gene Ontology annotation, molecular function: calcium ion binding; high voltage-gated calcium channel activity. Gene Ontology annotation, biological process: calcium ion import across plasma membrane. NCBI's taxonomy places the organism in Eukaryota, Metazoa, Chordata, Actinopteri, Syngnathiformes, Syngnathidae. The record is from RefSeq and is a predicted model, not a curated record. Gene Ontology annotation, cellular component: voltage-gated calcium channel complex; membrane.
AUGGCGGACAGUAGCGGCCUCCCUUUAUCAUCCUUCAUCAUGGAUGAAGAAACUCUGAAGAGAAAACAAAAAGAGAAGCUGAAGAAGUUGAUGGCCACUGGAGGCAAUCCGAGGCCUGCACGUUCUCUUCUCUUUUUGACCCUGAGGAACCCCUUCCGUAGGGCUUGCAUCAGUAUCGUGGAGUGGAAACCUUUUGAAAUUAUUAUCCUUCUGGCCAUUUUUGCCAACUGCGUGGCCUUGGCUGUGUACCUACCCAUGCCCGAGGAGGACAGCAACAACACCAACAGCAAUCUGGAAAGCCUGGAGUACCUUUUUCUCAUCAUCUUCUCAGUAGAAUGUUUUCUGAAGAUAAUUGCCUACGGAUUCCUUUUUCAUGCAGAUGCAUAUUUAAGAAACUGCUGGAAUAUUUUAGACUUUGUGUGUGUAUCAGUUGGACUGUUCACUGUGGUCGUGGAUGCUAUUAAUCACAUCAGUGGGGUGGAGGCUGCAGUUGGAGAAAAGGGUGGUGGUUUUGAUAUGAAAGCUCUGAGGGCUUUCAGAGUUCUUCGACCGCUGAGGCUGGUAUCUGGAGUGCCCAGCCUGCAAGUGGUGAUGAACUCCAUCCUAAAGUCAAUGCUUCCCUUGUUUCACAUCGCCCUGCUCGUCUUUUUCAUGGUUACCAUCUACUCUAUUAUGGGACUUGAGCUCUUCAAGUGCAAAAUGCAUAAAACCUGCUACUACAAAGGCUCUGACAUCAUCGCUACAGUGGAGAAUGAGAAGCCUGCUCCGUGUGCGCAAGCAGGAAAUGGCCGUCGCUGCACUAUCAAUGGCACAGAAUGUCGAGCUGGUUGGCCCGGUCCAAAUCACGGCAUCACUCACUUUGACAACCUGGGAUUUUCCAUGCUGACGGUGUACCAGUGUAUCACCACACAGGGAUGGACUGAUGUUCUCUACUGGGUAAAUGAUGCUAUCGGGAUGGAAUGGCCUUGGAUCUUUUUCACAACACUCAUCCUGGUCGGGUCGUACUUCGUGCUCAACUUGGUUCUGGGUGUACUUAGUGGGGAGUUCACCAAAGAGCGAGAGAAGGCCAAGUCUCGGGGAGAGUUUCAGAAGUUGAGGGAGACCCAGCAGCUUGAUGAGGACCUGAAGGGAUACAUGGAGUGGAUUACUCAAGCUGAAAUCAUGGAUAACGACCAGGAAGGACAAGGUCUGCUCGCCACUGAAAACGGCGGAUCAGAGGCAGGGAGUGCUGGUAAAAUGGACACAAUGCAGUUGAUAAUUUAUUACUAUAAAGUGGCUCGCAAGUGGAACCGCUGGCUCCGCCGUAAAUGUCGUGUGUAUGUAAAGUCGAAACUUUUCUACUGGUGGGUGAUUAUGCUCGUCUUCUUCAAUACGCUUGCUAUUGCAACGGAACAUCACAAGCAGUCGCAAAGGCUCUCGAACUGGCAAGACAACGCCAAUAAUCUGCUGCUAGCCAUGUUUUCUCUGGAGAUGUUCAUGAAGAUGUACGCGCUGGGCUUGUCUUCGUACUUCAUGUCGCUCUUCAAUCGCUUUGACUGCUUUGUGGUGUCCACCGGCAUCAUGGAGCUCAUCCUCGUGCAAAUGAAUAUCAUGUCAGUCAUGGGGAUCUCGGUGCUGCGAUGCAUUCGGCUCUUACGCUUGCUCAAAGUCACCAGAUACUGGACGUCUCUGAGUAAUCUGGUGGCUUCCCUCUUAAACUCGGUCCGCUCCAUCGCCUGUUUGCUGCUACUCCUCUUUCUCUUUAUUGUCAUAUUCUCCCUGCUGGGGAUGCAAGUUUUUGGAGGAAAGUUCAACUUUCCCAACCAGCCGAAACCCCGCAGCACUUUUGAUAGCUUCCCUCAGGCCCUGAUCACCAUUUUCCAGAUCCUGACAGGCGAGGACUGGAAUGCUGUUAUGUAUGACGGCAUCAUGGCACACGGAGGCCCCAGCAUGCCUGGAAUACUCGUUAGCAUCUACUUCAUCAUCCUGUUUGUCUGUGGAAAUUUCAUUCUUUUAAAUGUCUUCCUGGCCAUUGCCGUUGAUAAUUUGGCUGAGGCUGAGUCUUUAACUUUGGCUCAGAAGGAGAAAGCCGAGGAAAAAAAGAAAAAGAAAGCACUCAGGGCCAAUUUACCCAGCAAGACGUCAGAGGAAAAAGCUAAUCUGGCAAAGAAGUUAGCGGAGCAAAGGGCCAAGGGCGUUGAAGGCAUCCCUACUACUGCCAAGCUCAAAAUCGAUGAGUUUGAAUCCAACGUGAAUGAAAUUAAAGACCCUUUCCCCCCAGCUGAUUUUCCUGGUGAUGAUGAGGAGGAGGACCCUGAUAUUCCGGAAAGUCCAAGACCUCGUCCGAUGGCCGAUCUUCAAUUGAAAGAGGAAGCCGUUCCCAUGCCAGAAGCUAGUUCAUUUUUCAUCUUUGGACCACAAAACAAGUUCCGAAAGCUGUGCCACCGCAUCAUUAACGCAACAACAUUUACCAACAUCAUCCUCCUUUUUAUUCUGCUGUCAUCUGUUUCUUUAGCAGCAGAGGAUCCUAUCGAUCCAAUGUCCUUCAGGAACCAGGUGUUGGCGUACGCCGAUAUAGUCUUCACUUCGGUUUUUACAGCAGAGAUCGUGCUCAAGAUGACAACAUACGGUGCCUUUCUUCACAAAGGAUCCUUCUGCCGGAACUCAUUUAACAUUUUGGAUCUACUGGUUGUCAGUGUAUCUUUGCUCUCAAUGGGCAUGGAAUCCAGUGCCAUCUCAGUGGUUAAGAUUCUCAGGGUUUUGAGGGUAUUGCGCCCCCUGAGGGCCAUUAACAGAGCAAAGGGACUCAAGCAUGUGGUCCAGUGCGUGUUCGUCGCUGUUAAGACCAUCGGAAACAUCGUACUGGUCACCAUGCUGCUUGACUUCAUGUUUGCCUGCAUUGGAGUUCAACUCUUCAAGGGCAAAUUCUAUUCCUGCACUGAUUCAGACAAAAUGACUGAGGAAGAAUGCAAGGGUUACUAUAUCAAAUAUCAGGAAGGAGCACUUCAUGAUAUGGAGGUCCGUGAAAGAGUUUGGACCAACUCGGAACUAAACUUCGAUAACAUCCUCAACGGAAUGCUUGCACUCUUCACCAUUUCUACAUUUGAAGGAUGGCCGAAGAUACUUUAUAAAGCCAUUGAUUCCAAUGUGGAGGAUAAAGGGCCCGUGUACAACAACCGAGUGGCAAUCUCAAUUUUCUUUAUCAUCUACCUCAUCCUAAUUGCCUUUUUCAUGAUGAAUAUAUUUGUGGGCUUCGUCAUCGUCACCUUCCAGGAGCAAGGAGAGCAGGAGUACAAGAACUGUGAGCUGGACAAAAACCAGCGCCAGUGUGUGCAGUACGCUCUUAAGGCUCGACCGCUACGAUGUUAUAUUCCCAAGAACCCCUACCAGUAUCAAGUGUGGUACAUUGUCACUUCCUGCUACUUUGAAUACCUCAUGUUCCUUCUUAUUAUGCUCAACACCAUGUGUCUUGGAAUGCAGCAUUGUAACCAGUCCAGCCACGUCACACACCUGUCGGACAUGCUGAAUGUCAUUUUUACUGUGCUCUUCACCGUGGAGAUGAUACUGAAACUCAUGGCCUUCAAAGCUAAGGGUUACUUUGGAGACCCCUGGAAUGUUUUUGACUUUGUCAUUGUCAUUGGAAGUGUUGUGGAUGUGAUUCUGAGUGAAAUUGAUGCAGCUCUGGAGUCUUCUGGAGGGCUUUACUGUCUCCACGGCUGUGAAGCAGUGGAUCCUAUGCAAGCAAUUGCUUCUUCAGAGAACAUGAGCGUGUCCGUCACCUUCUUCAGACUAUUUCGCGUCAUGCGUCUGGUGAAACUUUUAAAUCGCUCUGAAGGAAUAAGGAAUCUCCUGUGGACUUUCAUCAAAUCCCUUCAGGCUCUUCCCUACGUGGCCCUGCUCAUUCUAAUGCUGUUCUUUAUAUAUGCCGUGGUAGGAAUGCAGAUAUUUGGGAAAAUUGCUUUGGUUGACGGUACCUACAUUAACAGAAACAACAACUUCCAGACGUUUCCACAUGCCGUGCUCCUCUUAUUCAGAUGUGCAACAGGGGAAGCAUGGCAUGAAGUGAUGCUGGCGAGUAUGUAUGGAAAGAAAUGUGACCCCAAGUCAGAUUACCUUCCCGGAGACGAGUUUACCUGUGGAUCCAACUUUGCAGUCAUUUACUUCAUCAGUUUCUACAUGCUCUGUGCAUUUCUGAUUAUCAACUUGUUUGUGGCUGUCAUUAUGGAUAACUUUGACUAUCUGACACGGGAUUGGUCCAUCCUUGGCCCCCAGCACUUGGAUGAGUUCAAGAAAAUCUGGGCAGAAUAUGACCCUGAAGCCACGGGGCGUAUUAAGCACCUUGAUGUAGUGACACUCCUACGGCGAAUACCUCCUCCUCUGGGUUUUGGAAAGUUUUGUCCUCAUCGCAUUGCCUGCAAGAGGCUGGUCUCCAUGAAUAUGCCUCUCAACAGUGACGGGACAGUCACCUUCAAUGCGACGCUGUUUGCCCUGGUUAGAACUGCACUGAAAAUCAAGACAGAAGGGAAUUUUGAACAAGCCAACGAGGAGCUUAGAGCUAUUAUUAAGAAGAUCUGGAAGCGGACUAGUAUGAAACUACUGGACCAAGUCAUCCCACCCAUUGGAGAUGAUGAAGUGACAGUCGGAAAAUUCUAUGCAACAUUCUUAAUCCAGGAUUACUUUCGGAAAUUGAAGAAAAGACAAGAAGAAUACUAUGGUUGCAGGCCCACAAAGAAAAAUGCAACAAAUGAAAUACAGGCAGGACUUCGGAACAUUGAGGAGGAGGCCGCUCCAGAGCUGCAUCGAGCCAUCUCUGGGGAUCUCCUGAAUGAGGACGAGAUAGUUAGCGAUGAUGCCGUAGAGGAAAUCUUCAGGAGGCAAGGAAGUCUUUUUGGAAACCACUCUGAUCCUUUUGCCAUGGAGAGCGAUAUGGCCAGUAGCAACCAGGCUACCAGUCAGCGCCCACUGCAGAGGGCAGAGGGCAUCGUAAACAACAACACCAAAGCUGCCGAGAAAUGACCCCCCACCAACCACCAACAGCACAGGAGUACCUCUUGUAUUAGGAAACAACACUUAACCCCCCCCCCCCCGACGCAUAUUGGCAGAUUUAUUUUCUCUGUUUUUAUGACAACAUUAGUGGAAAGUCGUUUGAUGGCACUAUCUGCAGCUCUUAAUCCAGCAGAAGGUGAAAAUUUGAGCCAUAUUUUAGGGUUUGGAGUAUAGAAAAAUAGAAUUUUUUUGGGGGGGGGGCAUCCAUUAUUUGUGAGUUUUGACCUGUUAUUGACGGUUUUGGAAUAUAAUCCUCAACUAGCAGGCAUCUAUGCUACUGUGAUUUAAUUUGCACGUUUUUAAACUAUUUAUGAGGCAGAAUUAGGCGGCACGGCGGUCGAGUGGUUAGCGCGCAGACCUCACAGCUAGGAGACCAGGGUUCAAUUCCACCCUCGGCCAUCUCUGUGUGGAGUUGGCAUGUUCUCCCCGUGCAUGCGUGGGUUUUCUUCGGGUACUCCGGUUUCCUCCCAAAUUCUGAAAAAACAUGCUAGGUUAAUUAGCGACUCCAAAUUGUCCAUAGGUAUGAAUGUGAGUGUUUUUUCGAAUUCACCGUUCACGUUUUAGAAAUUCCAACAAUAUAGAACAUACUUACAAACAAUAUAGCGUAUAUAAAUAAUAAUACAAUUACAUGAAGGCGGCACACGGUCGAGUAGUUAGCACGCAGACCUCACAGCUACUCCUCCUCUCCCAAGGCGUCCCUCAAGGUUCAAUGCUUUGUCCUCUCGUCUUCAUCCUCUACCUCCUCCCACUUGGUUUGAUUAAAAUUAAAUUCAUCAAGACUGCACGAGUGGUUAUCACACAGGCCUCACAGCUAGGAGACCAGGAUUCAAUUCCAAUUCCUCGGCCACCUCUAUGUGGAGUUCCAUGUUCUCCCCGUGCAUGCGUGGGUUUUCUCCGGGUACUCCGGUUUCCUCCCACAUUCCAAAAACAUGCUAGGUUAAUUAGCGACUCCAAAUUGUCCACAGGUAUGAAUGUGAGUGUGAAUGGUUGUUUGUCUAUAUGCGCCCUGUGAUUGGCUGGCCAUUAGUCCAAGGGUGUACCCUGCCUCUCGCCUGAAGACAGCUGGGAUAGGCUCCAGCACCUCCCGGAAUGCCUAAAAGCACUGAUUUGGCAGCGCAACGCCAUCACUAUUUAUGUAAAAACUUAAAAACCAUCUUCUUGGCUCAUCUAUAAGCUCACGUAUGAACUCUAUUUUUGUUGCCAUCGUUAUAUUUCCGCCUUUAGUUGUACCAGGCAUUAAAAUCAACAAAUAAACUAAAGACACAAGUCUGGUCUAAUCAUUUUUCCAUGACUGUAUACGAAGGCAGAGACGCUGUAAUCAGGGAAAAGCUGAAGUAAACAAACAAAGCACUAGUUGCACACUGUGGCCUUGGAUCAGGUUCAAGUCUGCCUUGAAGAAUGUUUUCAAAGACUUGCCAUGUGAUGUGUUUGAUGUCUCUGUAAGAUAAACGAUGAUAUAUAUCUGCAUUGCUUUCCUCCAUCAAGUUCUGUUUGUUCAAGGCCUUUUGGACGGUCACUUUUCUUGAUCCACCUCCGUUUUGUUUUGUUUUUUUGGUGCUUACCUAUUAAUAUGUCCGGUCUCCAAAAUGCAAGCAUCCCGUCAAUUUUUCUUUGAUUCUUCUGAGUGUUCUUGGGAAAAGUAUGAUUGACGCUCUUAAGCACAUGACCCACUUUAUUACUUGUCAGCUUUCCGCUAAGUCUCUAAAAAAACCUUGGACUUGCUACUGCCGGAUUAUUUUCCAUUUUGUUUACGAUAUCCAAAAACAGCUACCCAAUUCCCGCUAUCAACUGGUCAUCAGAUCAUGUUAGUGAUCUGUUGAGCU